CCCUCCUCUCCUCUCUUCUCCUUCCUCUUAUAACUUCCUGUUUCAGCUUUUUCUUCUCCUGCCUCUUUGUUUCCGCUACCUCUCCUCUUUCUCCUUGUCAUUGUCACUCUGACUCCCACCAAGCUUUUUCUCCUCUCUUCUCUUCUAACUGCAUACUAAUCCAAAAGCUUUCCCGUUUUCCAAGAUGGGCAAGGAGUGGUACUGGGGCGGCAGCAGCAAAUCCUCCAAACGCACCACCAAAAAGAGAGCCAAUGACGGCGGCGGCGGCGGAGCUGCUGGGACUGAAGGUGUCGCCGGCGUUGCUUCCGGUGUCCCUUCCGGUUGCAUGUGUGCCGUGUUCCAGCUGUUUGAUUUACCUUUCGCCACCGCUCUCAACCAGCGCCCUUCUUUCCAACCAGCUUCCUUCCACUUCCCCGACCGCCCUCCCCCUGUUCCUAAAGGCGCCGAAGCGCCGAGGAACAGCUUGGAAAUGGAGGAGGAAGCUUCAGUACCAUUGGCCGUUAAACAAGCACAAAAUUUGAAUAUCCCGAUGGGUAUUCAAAUCAAGACGACCCGAAACGGAAAACCCGGAACCCGACUCGGAUCAGGAUCAGUUCAGAGCGAUUCCGACACGGCUGCAUCCUCGCCGGCGACCAAAACACCAACUCUGGUAGCCAGAUUGAUGGGACUCGACCUUCUCCCCGAAAACCACUCACCACGCUCUUCCGCGUCUUCCGCCACGACGCCGUAUCUCAACGGGAAGCUCUCCCACUUACGUCCCCAGCAGCAGCCGCAGCAGGGGCGACAACAACAGAGUUCGUCCUACAGCCACCAUCGGAGAAGCUUCGACUGCCACGAAUUGAGCAGCGGCGCACCGAGAAUUUCGUCGGCGAGGAAGUCAGACGUGGACCACUACCACCACCGGCUGUCGCUCCAGCUCAACAAGGAGAACAUGACCCCGAGCGAGGAACUGGUGAUCUCGCGGAUCAAAGCACGGCUGAAAGGGAGAGAAUUGAAGCCGGAGGAGGAGACCAGAAGUCCACGGCAGUACGCGAGGCAGAUUGUGAAGCAGGUGAAAGAGAGCGUCAGCAGGCGAGUCGGUUUGGAUAUCACCAACACCUUUAAAAACAGAGAAAACCAGCUGCAGCAGCAGCAGCCGGAGAAACGAGCCGGCGGCGGAGGCAGGAGGGAUAGCGACCUCGUCGCCCAAAUCAAGUCCAAGAAGAAAAAAGUGCUGACAAGAGUCGCCGAGGAGGAGGCCGGGGAUUCAGUUCCGGUGGUCAAGCAGCAGAACAACAAGCCCAAAUUGGUACAGCACAGAAAGGACCACCACGUGCUCGACGAAAUGUCUAAGUCCAAAAAACAGUCAUUUUCGACUGCGGAGGUGGUGAUCAGUAAUCCUACGACCCCAGCGCAGAAAAGCAACGUAGCGGUGGUGCCGAAGCAAGGAGGAGGAAUAAUAUCGUUGCAAGAGAAGGAGCCGCCGGAGGGGAAGAAAAGCCGCGGGAAGAGAAUGCCUCCGCAAACGUCGGAUAUAAUGCGGAACAAGCAAGAGGAGCCGUUUGUGCGUCCGACCGCCGCAACCAGAGGCGGGAAUAUUCCCGACAAGAGGUGCAGGAAAACGCCGCUAUCAAGCGAGCUCCCUUCCCUUAUUCUUCCGGUCAAGAAGGAUCCCGCCCCUCCGGCGACCAAACUCCUCUCCCCCCAAAAACAGCCGCAGCAGCAGCAGGUGGGGUUGAGUAAUGCUCAAGAAUCGAAACGGUGCUCAUCUUCUCCUUCACAGUUACCUAGUAAUCCGAGCCACACGGCGUCGUACAGACAUCAGCAUCAGCCGCAGCAAGAAGAAGCGACCCGCCCGCUCCCCUCCCAAGAAAACCGCAACCAGGAUAAUAACGCCGCCACCGCCGAGGCGGCGGCGGAGGAAGAGUACAUCACCAGAAUCCUAAAACGUACGGGAAUCGACAGAGACACCCCGGUCUCCUUCACCAACUGGUUCUCCCCAGCCCACCCGCUGGACCCGACGAUUUUCUACCACCUGGAGCACAUCACAACCGCCACCACCACCCCGCCGCCGUCCUCCGGCCACCUCAUCCCGCCCUGCAACCGGAAAUUAAUCUUCCAACUCGUCAACGAAAUUCUCGCCGGGAUCCUCAAGCCGUACCUGAACGUCAAGCCCUGGACCACGGCCAGGAGCAGGACAAACGCAGUCAACGUUUCGGGUCGAGGCGUGACCGGGUCGGGCCUGGUAGAAACGCUGUGCAAGAAAAUAAGAAGCUUCCCCAGCGCAAACUGUCAGGUUCUGGAAGACAUCGAUGCCUUGAUCGACAAGGAUUUCUCCGAUCAUCGGGAGCUCCGGUGGAGGGAAACCGCGGCGGAGGAAGAAGGGGAAGGGAUCGUAACGGAAGUGGAAAGGGAGUUAUUGGACUCGCUGAUCCACGAAACGGCCCUGGACAUUUUGCUUUAGGCCCAACAACUUCAGCCCAGUUGUUGUUGCUCUCGGGCACAUGGGGUCACGUGAUGGCUAUGACGACCGACCCCAAGAUUGGGAGUCGUGGAGCCUUUUAGGUACCUACACGUGGAUGCCGCUCUCCUUACACGUUUCGCUCUCUCAUUGGCUCGCUAUAAAGACGACAAUUGGACUGGAGAGGAAUCUCAUUCCUUGCCUCCCUAGCUCACCCUUCUUUCUUUUUUUUGGUCUGAGCUCACCCUUCUUUCUAAUCUGUAUAAUUAAUUAAUUACUUAUUAAUUAUAGUGCCCUUUUUUUGGGGUUUAGGGUCUCUAAUUUUUACUUUUCUCGUUUGUUGGUUUUGGGAAUUUUGUAAAGUGAAGCGCAGAUUAAGAGAAAAGAGAAGGAAUUAGUUUUGAGUGUUAAUUGGAUUUGGGUGGGUGUGACUUGUGAGAGCUUAGCUAGGCCCUUUUUUGUGGUCUUCCAGAUGGUUAAUUAUGGCACAUUGAGGUUUGUGGGUAAUUAAUUGGCGCGAUUAAAC
Messenger RNA from Linum tenue, 2966 nucleotides. Lineage: Eukaryota; Viridiplantae; Streptophyta; Magnoliopsida; Malpighiales; Linaceae. The record is from the annotation of a GenBank genome assembly.